UAGACACACUAGAAGAAACUUUCUUUUAAUGAAGUAAGCAUUCAUUAAUCUGUUAUCCAUCAUCAGUACUGUACAGUAGUGUGUGUUGUCUGUGUUCUGAAAUCUGAACUGAACUGAACUGAACUUCAACUCACUACCAAAAAUAAAAAAUGUUCCAUCAACAAACCUUCAUCACCAUCUUCAUCUUCUUCUUCUUCUUCACGCUGUUAUUACUACAAUUCACCACACCAACCACACCACCACCACCAGAUUACCCAUGCAAACCACCACACCAUUCUCACCACCCAUUCUGCAACCCAACUCUCUCCAUCUCAACAAGAGCAACCUCUCUCAUCUCUCUCCUAACUCUCUCCGAAAAAAUCAACCAACUCUCCAACAACGCUUCCUCAAUUCCCCACCUCGGCAUCCCAUCAUACCAAUGGUGGUCAGAGUCUCUCCACGGCAUCGCAACCAAUGGUCCUGGCGUUAACUUUAACGGUUCAGUUAAAUCCGCAACUGAUUUCCCUCAAGUUAUUGUUUCCGCUUCGAGUUUUAACCGUUCGCUUUGGUUUCUUAUUGGAUCUGCUCUGGGUGUUGAGGGUAGAGCUAUGUAUAAUGUUGGUCAAGCUGGGUUGACUUUUUGGGCUCCUAAUGUUAAUGUUUUUAGGGAUCCUAGAUGGGGGAGAGGACAAGAAACUCCUGGAGAAGAUCCUAUGGUUGUUUCUGCUUAUGCUGUUGAGUUUGUUAGAGGGAUUCAAGGUGGUGAUGGAAUCAAAAAUGUGUUCAAUGAUGAUCAUGAUGGUCUUAUGGUUUCUGCUUGUUGUAAACAUUUUACUGCUUAUGAUUUGGAGAAAUGGGGAGAGUUCUCUAGGUAUAAUUUCAAUGCUGUGGUAUCACAACAAGAUUUAGAAGACACUUACCAGCCACCAUUUCGUGGUUGUGUUCAACAAGGGAAAGCGAGCUGCUUGAUGUGUUCUUACAAUGCAGUUAACGGUGUUCCUGCUUGUGCUAGUGAGGAUCUUUUGGGACUGGUUAGAAACAAGUGGGGAUUUGAAGGGUACAUUACCUCAGACUGUGAUGCUGUGGCUACUGUUUAUGAGUAUCAACAUUAUGCAAAAUCUCCGGAGGAGGCUGUUGCUGAUGUUCUCAAAGCGGGUGUGGAUAUUAAUUGUGGAACGUACAUGCUUCGACACACUGAAUCUGCCGUUAAACAAGGAAUGGUGAAGGAGGACAAUUUAAAUAGAGCUCUUUUCAACCUUUUCUCUGUUCAAAUGCGCCUUGGACUGUUUAAUGGUGAUCCAAAAAAGGGCAAAUUUGGCAAACUAGGACCUAAGGAUGUUUGCACACCGGAGCACAAAAAACUAGCACUUGAAGCUGCGAGGCAGGGAAUGGUACUACUCAAGAAUGACAACAAGUUCCUUCCCUUGGAUAGGAAUAGUGGUAUCUCCCUAGCUAUCAUUGGCCCAAUGGCAACUACAACAAAAUUAGGCGGUGGUUAUUCAGGAAUUCCUUGCUCCCCUAAAAGCUUAUACGAGGGACUAAAAGAAUAUGCAAAGACUAUAUCCUAUGCUUUUGGUUGCCAUGAUGUACAAUGUGACUCUGAAGACGGUUUUGCUUUGGCUAUUGACAUUGCAAAAGAAGCAGACUUUGUUGUGAUAGUUGCCGGGCUUAGUACAAUACAAGAGACAGAGGAUCUUGAUCGAGUUAGUCUUCUUUUACCUGGUAAACAAAUGGACCUUGUAUCGCGUGUUGCUUCUGCUAGUAAAAGACCGGUCAUUCUAGUUCUUACUGGUGGAGGACCCCUUGAUGUCUCCUUCGCUGAAACAAAUCAACUAAUCGCAAGUAUUCUUUGGGUGGGUUACCCUGGUGAAGCUGGCGGAAAAGCACUAGCUGAAAUUAUCUUUGGAGAGUUCAAUCCAGCUGGAAGGCUUCCGAUGACUUGGUACCCCGAGUCAUUUACCAAUGUUCCCAUGAACGAUAUGGGAAUGCGAGCUGAUCCUUCACGUGGUUAUCCCGGAAGGACUUACCGAUUUUAUACUGGAAGUAGAAUAUAUGGAUUCGGGCAUGGCUUAAGUUACAGUGAUUUCUCAUACAAGUUAUUGUCAGCUCCGAGUAAACUUAGUUUGUCUAGAAUCACCGAAGGUGGUUUGAGAAAACGUUUAUUAAAUAAUGUAGAGAAAGAGGUGUACGAAGUAGAUCAUGUUCGUGUCGAUGAGUUACAAAACUGUAACUCAUUGAGCUUCUUAGUGAAUAUUUCUGUGAUGAACCAUGGUGAUUUGGAUGGAAAUCACGUAGUGAUGUUGUUCUCUAAAUGGCCUAAAGUUAUAAGAGGUUCUCCAGAAACUCAGCUUGUUGGAUUCAGUCGUCUGCAUACGAUUUCAAACAAAUCUAUUGAAACAAGCAUUUUGGUUGAUCCUUGUGAACAUUUGAGCUUUGCAGAUGAACAAGGAAAAAGGAUAUUGCCCUUGGGACACCACAUUUUGAAUGUAGGGGAUGUAGAGCACACUGUUUCUAUUGAAAUUUUUUGAUUAUUGAUGGCUUGUAAAAUGUCAUCUGUGUAAUUCGAUUCCUUGAUGAGUUGACAUUUUACUAAAAAUAUAAUCAAAUGUAUGUUGUAAAAUUAAAAUUAAUUUAUAUGUUUUCACAUA
Messenger RNA from Trifolium pratense (red clover), 2627 nucleotides. RefSeq names its product probable beta-D-xylosidase 6. Gene Ontology annotation, cellular component: plant-type cell wall. NCBI's taxonomy places the organism in Eukaryota, Viridiplantae, Streptophyta, Magnoliopsida, Fabales, Fabaceae. Gene Ontology annotation, biological process: arabinan catabolic process; xylan catabolic process. Bases 150 to 2507 code for a protein of 785 amino acids. The record is from RefSeq and is a predicted model, not a curated record. Gene Ontology annotation, molecular function: xylan 1,4-beta-xylosidase activity; alpha-L-arabinofuranosidase activity. The transcript has 6 exons.